UCCAAAAUUGGUCAAAAACCACCACAUUCCUACACAUGAAAAUAUUCACCACUCAUAUUCCUCCAUUCCAACCACAAUCACCACCACCACCACCGCCACGUCAUCAUGUUACCGUUGACCGUCAAAUUCCGAUGAGACUCCAUAAUCUCCAUCGUGUCACCACCACCGCUCAUCUCAAUCCAAUUCAAUUUCAUCUUAAAAACACAAAUCACAUCAAUUUCAAUCCUAAUUCUAAUUUCACUUUCAUCAGCACGAUGAGCGAUUCCGAAGCUAAGAAGGAGAUCAAAUCCGGAGAAGAUUCGAUCGGUGUUAAGGAAGCGGAGAAACAGCCGCCGGAAAAGUUGCCGGAGCCGCCGGAGAAACCGUUGCCGGGAGAUUGUUGUGGUAGCGGUUGUGUUAGGUGUGUUUGGGACGUGUAUUAUGAGGAGCUUGAUGAAUAUAAUAAGAUUUAUAAAUCCGAAACAGUCGGAUCAAAGGUUUCGUAACUAUUCGAGUUAUGCGAGAGCUAUAGAUUUGUUUUUAUGAUUAUAUGAUGAAUUAUUUGGAUAAAUGUGUUGUAAUUUUAUGAAAUCUUAUUGUUGAAGGUGAUCAUUAAUAUUAUAUGAAUGAUUAAAAUGUUGUUAGAUCA
Erigeron canadensis is the source of this 628-nucleotide messenger RNA. RefSeq lists its product as uncharacterized. The record is from RefSeq and is a predicted model, not a curated record. Bases 36 to 485 code for a protein of 149 amino acids. Lineage: Eukaryota; Viridiplantae; Streptophyta; Magnoliopsida; Asterales; Asteraceae. The transcript has a single exon.